CCCCCCAGCCAUUUUGUGCAGCUUUCACCAGAGAGAGGCUGCUGUGUAUAAUAGAAAUGGUCUUAAUAAAAAAGGGGGAGUAGCUGCUGUGUGAUUCAGGUGGGGGAGGGAUGAGGAAGGUUUAUAAAUAUCUCACACAGCCUCAUUUUAUUAUUUUUUUUUUAACUUUACAUAUAAUAAUUGAAGGGGCGGCCAUCUUGGUUCCCUGUCAACUUUCCUAUUUGAUCUGAAUAAAAAUAAAUCCCGAUUCUUUUAACUAAAGAUUUAUUUUUUACCCUCUCAAGACUUUUCUUCCUGAAUAUUUUUAACCCCUUUAAGUUUUCUUAAAGGGGAGGGUGGCAGAGAUUUGAGAUUUUUUUUUUGUGUGCUGGUUCACAAAUAAAACACGGGGUUUUUUUUGGACAAAGAAAGAAAAUCUGAUUUUUUUUUAUAUCCUCCCCCCACCUUUUUUGUGUUGAUGUUUUUGACCCCCCCCUUCUAAGCGAUUUUUUUUUUUAAUGAUUUGUGAGGAAUUUCUGAGGAGAAUUUUCGAGAAUACCGUUGGAUGAAGUCGUCUUUAGGGUUAUUUUUGAAUAUUCCGGACAUUUUUCGCAGUUUUUCCUGUCAGGAAACUUUACCGUGAGGCGAGCGGGCGAGCGAGGAGCAGAAAGCGGACGGCCGAUGUCUUCCUCCCCGCUGAGGGACGAAGAAGAAGAAGAGGAGAUGGCCGUGUCCGAAGAAGGGGACGGCGAAAAGGAGGAGGAAGAGGAUGAUGAAGAAGAAGAGGACGAAGAGGAGGAGGAAAGAGAAGUUGACAACGAGGACGAUGAGCCCGAGGCGACACCGAGGCGCCAUAGCCCCAGCCUUCUCUUCCCGCCAACGUCCUCCAGGGAGCCGGGGAGUGUUGAAACCUACGACGCGCCAACCGUCGCCGCUGCCGCAGCAGAAGAUGAAGAGCUGUCUCCAGUCCCUUCUCCUGAGAUCGUCACCAAGAAAAAGAGGGGACCCAAGAAGAAGAUCCGAGACAAAGAGAGAGAACCGAGAGCCAUAAAAGGGCGGAAACGCAAAAAGCCUGAAAGCGAUGACGACCUUAACUGGGACAUGGGGAUGGGAGACCAUGUCUCUCAGGACAGCGAUGGCGAAGCCGGAGGAAAGAAAAGGAAGAAGAAACACAAAGAAAAGAAAGAGAAGAAAACCAAGAAAAGGAAGAAAGAAGAGGAGGUGGUGGUGGAGCGGAAGGUGGAGCAGAAGUCCUCCGUGGCGCUGCUGGCCAGCUGGGGCUUGGAGGACGUCGAUCACGUUUUUACAGAUAACGAUUAUCACACACUGACGAACUACAAAGCCUUCAGCCAGUUCAUGAGGCCUCUCAUUGCCAAGAAGAACCCCAAAAUCCCCAUGUCCAAGAUGAUGACCAUUCUGGGUGCCAAGUGGCGGGAAUUCAGUGCCAACAACCCUUUCAAGUCGUCACCUGCGGCAGUGGCAGCGGCGGCGGCAGCAGCUGCAGCAGCAGUGGCCGAACAGGUUACCCUCCCUGCCAGCGUUCCCCAGGCAAUGCCAAUCCGCAGAGCCAAGACCAAGGAGGGCAAGGGUCCAGGCCAUAAGAAGCAGAGCAAGAGCACCCGGGUGGCAGAGCCCAAGAAAAAGCCGGGCAAAAAGAAAAUGACCCUUCUGAAGAUUAAACUGGGUGGAGUGAAGCGCAAAGCUGGCAGUUCGAGCGAGGAGAUGGAGCACCCGGAGGUGUCCGACAUGGAGGACUCCAGCGUCCACAGCUCUUCUGCCCCUUCCGACAGUUCAGGAAGAGUAAAGAGAAAGAGAGGGAGACCGGCUGGAAAAAAGAAGAAGAAAGGUAAAGUGUGGAGAGUUGUCGUGGAGGAAGGGAUCUCUGCGGGUGAGGGCUAUGAAACGGACCACCAGGACUACUGCGAGGUCUGCCAGCAAGGGGGCGAGAUCAUCUUGUGUGACACGUGUCCCCGGGCUUAUCACUUGGUGUGCCUAGAACCAGAAUUAGAGCGAGCCCCCCAGGGCAAUUGGAGCUGCCCCCAUUGUGAGAAAGAGGGAGUCCAAUGGGAAGCCAAGGAACUGGAGGAAGAAGAGCUGGAGGAACGUAGGCGAAAUAGGCGGGAAGAAGAAGACGACCACAUGGAGUUCUGUCGAGUGUGUAAGGAUGGUGGAGAGCUGCUGUGCUGUGAUGCUUGUGUAUCCUCCUACCACAUUCACUGCCUCAACCCUCCAUUGCCCGACAUCCCACAUGGGGAAUGGCUUUGCCCACGAUGCACGUGCCCAAGGCUAAAAGGUCGGGUCCAGAAGAUUCUGCACUGGCGUUGGGGGGUUCCUCCAGAAGGAGUCCAAGUUCCUCAAAUACCGAGUGCUACUGCCGAUCAGGAACCCCCCAGAAGCCUGCAGGGGAGGUCGGAGAGAGAGUUCUUUGUCAAGUGGGCAGGAAUGUCGUAUUGGCAUUGCUGCUGGAUCACAGAGCUUCAGCUGGAGAUAUUCCACACGGUCAUGUACCGCAACUUUCAGAGGAAAAACGAUAUGGAUGAGCCACCGCCUUUUGAUUACGGCUCAGGAGAAGAUGAGGGAAAGAUCGAGAAGAACAAAGAUGCCGAAUACUCCGACAUGGAGGAGAGGUUCUACCGAUACGGCAUCAAACCCGAGUGGAUGUCUGUACAGAGGAUUAUCAACCACAGUGUGGAUAAGAAAGGAACGUACAGUUAUCUGGUUAAAUGGAGAGACCUUUCUUAUGAUCAGUCAACAUGGGAGGAGGACAACAUGAAGUUACCAGAUUAUGAUUACCACAAGCAGUUAUAUUGGAGACAGAGGGAACUGAUCAUGGGUGAGAGUAACUCCUGUCCUGCAAAAUACAAGAGGAACCACAAAGAGCUGUACAUGGAGAACGUGCCCAGGUCCCCCACCAAUGACCCCACAGUGAAGUACGAAACUCAGCCGCCGUUCGUGUCGUGCACGGGCGGCACGCUUCAUAUGUACCAGCUGGAGGGAUUGAACUGGUUGCGGUUCUCCUGGGCACAAGGCACGGAUACCAUUCUGGCCGACGAGAUGGGCCUGGGAAAAACCAUACAGACCAUAGUGUUCUUGUAUUCUCUCUAUAAAGAGGGACAUACAAGGGGCCCUUUCCUUGUUAGCGCCCCACUUUCCACCAUCAUAAACUGGGAGCGGGAGUUCCAGAUGUGGGCACCAGACUUCUACGUUGUGACUUAUACAGGAGACAAGGACAGUCGGGCUGUGAUCCGAGAGAACGAAUUCUCCUACCAGGACAACGUGAUCAAGGGAGGGAAGAAGGCCUUCAAGAUGAAGGCUCAAGCUCAAGUGAAGUUUCACGUUCUUCUCACCUCGUACGAGCUGGUCACGAUUGAUCAGGCUGCUCUAGGAUCCAUACGUUGGGCCUGUCUGGUGGUGGAUGAGGCUCAUCGUCUUAAGAACAACCAAUCAAAGUUUUUCAGGGUGCUGAAUGGAUAUCAGAUUGAUUACAAGCUGCUCCUCACAGGGACCCCUCUGCAGAACAACCUGGAGGAACUUUUCCAUCUUCUCAACUUCCUCACUCCAGAACGAUUCAAUAAUCUGGAAGGAUUCUUAGAAGAAUUCGCAGACAUUUCCAAAGAAGAUCAAAUCAAGAAGUUGCACGAUCUGCUGGGUCCACACAUGCUGCGCCGACUUAAAGCCGAUGUGUUUAAAAACAUGCCGGCAAAGACGGAGCUCAUCGUCAGGGUGGAGCUCAGUCCCAUGCAGAAGAAGUAUUACAAGUUUAUCUUGACUCGUAACUUCGAUGCUCUCAACUCACGAGGAGGAGGGAACCAGGUCUCAUUACUGAACAUCAUGAUGGACCUGAAGAAGUGCUGCAACCAUCCAUACCUCUUCCCUGUGGCUGCAAUGGAGUCUCCAAAACUCCCGACUGGUGCCUAUGAGGGAGGCUCUCUCAUCAAAUCUUCGGGCAAGCUGCUGCUUUUACAGAAGAUGCUUCGGAAGCUGCACGAACAAGGGCAUCGAGUCCUCAUCUUUUCCCAGAUGACCAAGAUGCUGGACCUCUUAGAAGACUUCCUGGACUACGAGGGCUACAAAUAUGAGCGGAUAGAUGGAGGGAUCACUGGUUCGUUAAGACAGGAAGCCAUCGAUAGAUUUAAUGCUCCCGGUGCUCAGCAGUUCUGCUUCUUACUCUCCACACGUGCCGGGGGUCUGGGGAUCAACCUGGCGACUGCAGACACCGUCAUUAUCUACGAUUCUGACUGGAACCCCCACAACGACAUUCAGGCCUUCAGUAGGGCUCACCGAAUCGGCCAGGCCAACAAAGUGAUGAUCUACAGAUUUGUGACGCGGGCGUCAGUCGAGGAACGUAUAACACAGGUGGCCAAGAGGAAGAUGAUGUUGACCCACCUAGUGGUGAGACCAGGGCUUGGCUCCAAGGCUGGUUCCAUGUCCAAGCAGGAGCUUGAUGACAUCCUGAAGUUUGGGACAGAAGAACUAUUUAAGGAUGAAAUAGAAGGUGAUAACAAAGAGGACGACAGCAGCGUCAUCCACUACGACAACGGGGCCAUCGCGCGGCUCCUGGAUCGCAACCAGAACGAGACGGAGGACACCGAAGUGCAGAACAUGAACGAGUACCUCAGCUCCUUCAAAGUCGCUCAGUACGUGGUGCGAGAGGAGGAGAAGUUGGAGGAGCUGGAACGGGAGGUGAUCAAACAGGAGGAGAACGUGGAUCCCGAUUACUGGGAGAAGCUGCUCCGCCAUCACUAUGAGCAGCAGCAGGAGGACCUGGCACGCAACCUGGGCAAGGGCAAGAGGGUGAGGAAGCAAGUGAACUACAACGACGCCGCGCAGGAGGAUCAGGAUAACCAGUCUGAAUACUCCGUGGGUUCUGAGGAAGAGGAUGAAGAUUUUGAUGAGAGAGCCGAAGGACGCAGGCAGUCUCGCCGACAACUGCGCAACGAGAAGGACAAGCCACUGCCGCCUCUACUGGCCCGGGUCGGUGGGAAUAUAGAGGUUCUGGGGUUCAACACGCGGCAGCGGAAGGCCUUCCUGAAUGCGGUGAUGCGCUGGGGAAUGCCACCCCAGGACGCCUUCUCCACACACUGGCUGGUGAGAGACUUGCGGGGCAAGUCAGAGAAGGAGUUUAAAGCCUACGUAUCUCUGUUCAUGAGACAUCUAUGUGAACCGGGCGCAGACGGCUCUGAGACCUUUGCUGAUGGUGUCCCCCGAGAAGGGCUGUCCCGCCAGCAGGUGUUGACCCGUAUCGGUGUCAUGUCCCUGGUGAAGAAAAAGGUGCAGGAGUUUGAACACAUUAAUGGACGCUGGAGCAUGCCCGAGCUAAUGCCCGAUCCCAGCCUGGACUCCAAGCUGUCAUCACGGGCCUCCUCACCCACUAUAAAGACCAGCACCACCACUCCAGAGCCCAGCCUCACCAACACCCCAUGCACUUCUAAACCAGCCACUCCAGCACCUAGUGAUCGUGCCGAAAAUGGGGGGACUCCGGUCGACAGAGAGGAUGCAGAAAACCGAGAACAGAAAGAAAAGGAUGUAAAGGGGGUAGAGAAGAGAGAGAUGGAAGGAGAUGUCACUGCGAAUGUGCGGACCCCCACUCCUCAGGAUACAACGAGUCCAUCUUCCAGCAUUGCACCUGAGAAGAGUGAUGAGAAGCCGAUACCAGAAACAUCAAAUCAGCCACAUGGGAUACAAGAUCCUGGAUCUCAAGCAUCGGUGGUGGACAACCGGAACGCGCCUCAGCCAGAGAAAACACAAGAUGGCGCCACUGAGAAGGAUCUUACAGCUGAGAGACUGGACGCCGGACAGGGGGAGACGCCAAAGGCACCAGAGGAAGUCAAGUUUGAGAGAGAGACUCUGAAAGAGCUGAAGACCAGCAAUCAGCGCGACGAGACGAGGAGCAGUAAUGGCAGGAAGGAGGAGAGCCGGCCCGAGAGGCCGCGCUUCAUGUUUAAUAUUGCGGAUGGGGGAUUCACAGAACUUCACACCUUGUGGCAGAACGAGGAGCGGGCGGCCAUCUGCUCUGGCAGGCUGAACGAGAUCUGGCACCGCCGCCAUGAUUACUGGUUACUGGCCGGAGUCGUUAUACAUGGAUAUGCCCGUUGGCAGGACCUCCAGAAUGACCCGCCCUUUGCCAUAAUUAACGAGCCAUUCAAAUCCGAGACUAACAAGGGGAACUUCUUGGAGAUGAAGAACAAGUUCCUGGCCAGACGAUUUAAGCUCCUGGAACAAGCGCUAGUGAUUGAGGAGCAGCUGCGCCGCGCGGCCUACCUGAACAUGACACAGGAUCCGUCCCAUCCAGCCAUGGCCCUGAAUGCCCGUUUCUCAGAGGUGGAAUGUCUGGCGGAGAGUCACCAACACCUGUCCAAGGAAUCCCUGGCAGGGAACAAGCCGGCCAAUGCCGUCCUCCAUAAAGUGUUGAACCAGCUGGAGGAGCUGUUGAGCGACAUGAAAGCCGACGUAACGCGCCUGCCUGCCUCCCUCGCACGCAUCCCACCCAUCGCCGCCAGACUGCAGAUGUCCGAGCGCAGUAUCUUGAGCCGACUGGCAAGCAAAGGGAGCGAGAGCGCAGCUCCUCCGGUUUUUCCCCCUGGUCCUUACACCACGCCUCCUCUCUUCGGGGGCCAUUUUCCAGGCAACCCACCCACAGCACCACAUACUGGGACACAUUAUAAUCAAAUGCCCCUGGGGUCUUUUUUGUCAGCUUCUAAUGGUCCUCCCAUCCUGGUAAAGAAAGAGAGAGAGAUGGACCUAAUGGAAAGGAAAGACGGAAGAUCUGGUGAGGUGAUUUGUAUUGACGACUGACCGCUUUCCCCGCCUGGUGUUUGCUAUUACAUGGGAAAGCAUUGUGCAGUUCUUGACGGGAAGCAGUGACAGAUAUGACCGGCCAGGAGUGACAGCUCUGCGGGGUCGUGGCCCAGAUUUCCUCC
Molecule: messenger RNA, 6899 nt
Organism: Bufo bufo (common toad)
Lineage: Eukaryota; Metazoa; Chordata; Amphibia; Anura; Bufonidae
Gene: CHD3
Product: chromodomain helicase DNA binding protein 3
Exons: 40
Coding region: 661-6774 (2037 amino acids)
Biological process (GO): chromatin remodeling; negative regulation of transcription by RNA polymerase II
Cellular component (GO): NuRD complex; chromatin; nucleus
Molecular function (GO): DNA binding; ATP hydrolysis activity; ATP binding
Source: RefSeq, a predicted model, not a curated record